Molecule: messenger RNA, 993 nt
Organism: Rattus rattus (black rat)
Lineage: Eukaryota; Metazoa; Chordata; Mammalia; Rodentia; Muridae
Gene: C3H4orf33
Product: chromosome 3 C4orf33 homolog
Exons: 5
Coding region: 1-600 (199 amino acids)
Source: RefSeq, a predicted model, not a curated record
AUGGAUUUUAAAAUUCAAUAUACUUGGGAUAGUUUUCCAGUGAGUCAUGAGCCAGUGCGUAUCAGGCUGAAUCCAUGUGACAAGGGAUUGAAGAUGGAGGUUAGUGCUCCAUUUUUCAAUGAUCCUCCAGCCCCUCUUGGAGAACCAGGAAAGCCUUUCAGUGAACUGUGGAAUUAUGAAGUUGUGGAAGCAUUCUUCUUGAAUGAUACAACUGAGCAGUAUUUAGAAGUUGAACUUUGUCCACAUGGACAACAUUUAGUUCUUUUACUUUCUGGAAGAAGAAAUGUUUGGAAAAAAGAGCUUGCAUUAUCAUUCAAAGUGUCCAGAGGAGAGACUCAUUGGGAAGGUGAAGCUUUUCUUCCUUGGAGUUAUUUUCCAUCAGAUGUGACACGAUUUAACUCAUUUGCAAUCCAUGGAUCAAAUGAUAAAAGAGUUUAUGAAGCACUUUACCCUGUGCCACAACCUGAGCUGCAACAAGGACAAAAUCCUGACUUCCAUCGUCUAGAAUAUUUCAAGCCUUUCAGUUUUAACACACUGCUUGGAGAAGAGUGGAAGCAGCCAGAAUCAGACCUGUGGCUGAUAGAGAAAUCCGAUAUAUAGGAGUAUAACCAACAGUGUCAGUCAUUUCUCCUCUGUAUCUUUUAAGGUAAUCUAAUAAGAUACAUAUACACAUUUCAAUAACAAUUUUAACAGAGAUCACUGAAAUGUAGUGCCUCUGUGGCAAAUUGUAUAUGGUGAACAAAGAAAAAAAACUCUGUGUAACAUAAAAUAAUUUUUACUUAAAUAUCCUCUCCACCCUUGAAAUCAGUACAAAACAAUAAUUUAUUUUAAUUGAUGAGACCGUCUCUAUCUGCUAAGGGAUCAAGAUAGAAGAGUUAUCUAACUAGAUAUUUUUACUGUGUAGGAAGAAAUGAAAUAGUCUUGAAUUAAGGAAAUGGAGUUGAUACUUUUACUUACAAAUAAAUGAUAUUUUAUUAAUGUUGUUAAAAAUGA